Colletotrichum godetiae is the source of this 1299-nucleotide messenger RNA. RefSeq lists its product as uncharacterized. Bases 1 to 1299 code for a protein of 432 amino acids. Lineage: Eukaryota; Fungi; Ascomycota; Sordariomycetes; Glomerellales; Glomerellaceae. The transcript has 3 exons. The record is from RefSeq and is a predicted model, not a curated record.
AUGACCGAUCUUGGAAAUCUCCAACGGCAAAGCGGACUCCCAAGUCCUACUUUUGACAUGACGAACAGUCACAACGAGACCAUGGAAGAGACAGGAAUUACACAGCACACAAAACACGAACAAGAUCAAAUCGAUCACUGGCUGGCAUCGUGUAGCCUAUUGUCACCAAAUACAACCAUUGAUAUGGCGAACCUGAAGAGUGGAGACUUCACUGGGCCAUGGCAAGAGUUAGGGAAAGAUACUACGUACUUCGACCCGGCUGAAGACAGUGGUGACGAUGGUGUCAGUUCCCAGGAGACACAGCUUGACUUCGAAAUGAAUGACACCAACGAGAUCAUGGACGAUUCGUCGUCAACGCCAGGACUUUCAUCAUCAAGUCUUGACCUCUUGCUUGACGAGAAUUUCCCAUCAAAUCUUAUGAUUCCACCAGUCGAUGCACCAACCUCGGCCAAGAUGCAGCCCAGCCUCAAAUCAACGCCAGUGGCUUACAAUAUGUCAGCACCAGCGACAAGCCCUCUGACUGCAUUACUAGAGGGUUCUGAUACUACGGUUAAAAAGAAGAGUGAGUGCAGGUGCUUGAGGCUCGCCGCGCAUUUGCUCGAGCAGCUUGGCAACGAAGGCGCCAACACGGAAUCUGCUACUAUGGACGUUCUUCUCAAUUGCUGUAGGGAAGCGAUCAAAGGCUGCGACUCAAUCCUGAGUUGCACUUUAUGCAAGUCACGGUCAGAGAGCAUGAUGCUACUUGCUAUGGCUGGGCAAUACCUGAGCAACAUCUGCGAAAAGACAGUUCGCUCCUACGUUGAUGUUGUUCGGAAACUGCAGUCGGGGAACUCUCAGCUUACAGGAGACUCAAUGUGGUUCCAAUCAUACAAAAUCGAGAGCCCAGUCGAGAGAAACCAGGUUCUGAAGUGUCUCGUUACCGGACAACUCACCGAAUUUUGCCUGCUCAUUGGAAAGAUCAAGGCUAGGGUGGGAACGAGGAAAGCGCACUUGGCGCCGUUGUUGGGUGCAGAGAGGAAGAUUCAGUGUAGCAAACUUGAUCCUGAAUCGGAUGGCUUAGUUACCUACCUCAGUAUUUCCCACUCAAGGCAGAAAUAUUUCGGAAGUCUACCGGCAGAGGCAAGGUCAUCCCCACAGAGGGUUGAGUCUCCUGAGGUUUUGCGUCCAACUUUCUCCGACACAUCUGGCCUGGCUCAGAGUUUAAACGAGGACAAGGGUCUGAACUGUGUUCAAAUGCCCCAAGCGGAUGGUAAAGUUCGUGUCUGCAGAGUUCAACAUGGAGGCCAGCCGCGGAAUUAG